This is a messenger RNA of Pieris macdunnoughi, 1851 nucleotides long. The record is from the annotation of a GenBank genome assembly. Lineage: Eukaryota; Metazoa; Arthropoda; Insecta; Lepidoptera; Pieridae.
AUGGAAUCGAGUAAGGUUGGAUUUGAUAAUGAUGGCUUUAGCAAAGCAGGAAAUGAUCCACCCAAAAACGAACAAGAUAAGGUUAAAGACGUCGAGGACGAUGAACCCGAGCGGGCAGCUUGGGGAAACCAAAUCGAGUUCCUCAUGUCCUGCAUUGCCACCUCCGUGGGACUUGGCAACGUUUGGCGAUUCCCCUUUAUCGCGUACCAAAAUGGCGGUGGAGCUUUCCUGAUCCCUUAUAUUAUUGUCCUAUUUCUUAUUGGAAAACCUAUGUACUAUCUGGAGUGUGUUUUGGGGCAAUUCAGCUCUAAAAACUCUGUUAAAGUUUGGUCGUUGUCACCGGCAAUGAAAGGUACUGGAUAUGCGCAGGCACUUGGAACUAGUUGCAUUCUAUCAUACUAUGUGCUUAUCGUAGGGCUUUGCCUGUAUUACCUGUCAAUGAGUUUCACGUCAACAUUACCUUGGGCUGUCUGCCAGCCAGAGUGGGAUAACUGUGUUCCUUCGGGACAAACUGAAAAUCUCAAUAGCACUGAAAAUGGAACAAGCAGUGCUGAAUUGUAUUUUGUAAAAACUGUUUUGCAAAGAAGCGACGACAUUGAUCAUGGAAUUGGUAUGCCUAUUUGGUAUCUGGUGCUAUGUCUGCUGGCAUCGUGGUUUAUAAUUUUCCUCAUCGUAUCAAGAGGAGUGAAAAGCUCUGGAAAAGCUGCGUACUUCCUCGCGUUGUUCCCCUACGUUGUCAUGAUAAUUUUGAUGAUAACCACUGUUAUACUACCCGGAGCAGGCGACGGAAUACUGUUCUUUAUAACACCGCAAUGGGAUAAAAUUUUAGAACUCAAGGUAUGGUAUGCCGCCGUAACUCAAGUUUUCUUUUCUCUCUCCGUAUGCACUGGAACCAUCAUUAUGUUCUCAUCUUAUAACAACUUCAGGCAAAAUAUAUACAGGGAUGCCAUGAUAGUGACAACGUUAGAUACUUUUACAAGUCUACUGUCAGGUAUUACAAUUUUUGGUAUUCUGGGCAAUCUGGCUUACGUCCUUGAUAAAGAUGUUGGCGAAGUUAUCGGUUCUGGAGGUACUGGUCUCGCGUUCGUCUCAUAUCCUGAUGCUAUCACCAAAACAUUUCAGCCUCAGUUAUUCUCGAUACUAUUUUUCCUUAUGAUGACCGUUCUUGGAGUUGGCUCAGCCGUAGCUCUGCUGUCAGUUGUUAAUACGUUACUGAUGGAUGCCUUUCCCCGUGUACCCGUUGUAUAUAUGUCAGCUAUAUCGUGCACUGGUGGUUUCGCUGUCGGCCUUAUUUAUACAACUCCAGGUGGUCAAUUCCUUUUGGAGCUGGUGGAUCAUUACGGUGGAACGUUCUUGAUCCUAUUCUGUGGUAUUGUGGAAGCUGUCGGCGUAUUUUGGAUAUACGGGUUAGAAAACCUAUGUCUAGAUAUAGAGUUUAUGUCAGGUAAGAGAUCUUCAAUAUACUGGCGUUUCUGCUGGGGUCUCGUCACACCAGCUGUUAUGAUCAUCGUCUUCAUAUACGCUCUUGUGACAGUUGAAGCACUCCGCUUUGGCGGAUUUUAUUACUAUCCUACAUCUGCGCAUGUUGCCGGCUACUUGUUGCUGGCUGCGGGGAUAUUCUUCGUACUAGGUUUUAUUGUCGUCACCAUGCUCAAGUACAACACUGGUGAAAUAAUUACGACUAUAAAGAAGGCAUUCCGCUCAAAAAGUACUUGGGGACCGAGAGGCGCAGCUAUACAUCGGGAAUGGCAAGCAUUUAAAAAUGAUGCUGAGGACGCAAGACUGCUACAAAAUACAUCAUUACUAAAACACUUGUGGCUGAGUUUAUGGGGAGGCUACAAGAGGUCAUGA